Messenger RNA from Phragmites australis (common reed), 1136 nucleotides. Its product is annotated as transcription repressor OFP8-like. Bases 26 to 967 code for a protein of 313 amino acids. The transcript has a single exon. The record is from RefSeq and is a predicted model, not a curated record. Gene Ontology annotation, biological process: negative regulation of DNA-templated transcription. NCBI's taxonomy places the organism in Eukaryota, Viridiplantae, Streptophyta, Magnoliopsida, Poales, Poaceae.
CGUGAGGAGACCAAGACCACAAGACAUGAACUCACCUGUACAGUCAAGUGCUCGCGAGUCCUACAUGGACAAGAGCCGCCACGACAAAGCCGGCGGCGACGGCGACGGCGUCGGCGUGGGCAUGGGCGCCCGGCUUAGGCAGCGGCUCGCGCAGAUCCUCCUCAACUCGUCCUGCACCACCACCUCGGCCACCGCCUUCGUCGGCCUCGCCAACACCAAUGCCGCGGCGGCCACCUCGCGCCAAGAACCACCUCCCGCAGGGCGCGCCCACGAGCCGCGGUCCAAGCUCAAUGGCAGAUGCCAACGUCGCCACCGCCGACGCAGCGUGCGGGCGCUUGUUCAUGUGUCCAUCGACUGCUCCGGCCACUCAAUCGGCGCCGCGGCGCUCCUGCCUUCCCCGAUGCCGGCGAAUGGCGUCACGGCUGUGAAGAGCGGGACGCGCAAGGGCAGUAGCAAUAACCUGCGCCCGCCGUCGUACAGUUGGUCGCCCUCCACCGACACCGACGAAGAGAGGCGCGAGGAUGCCGACACGAGGUCGACCCUCUUCUCCUCCCUCAGCUUCUCCUCCGACUCCACCUCGGACUUCUACAACACCACCGGCGGUAGCACCAGACCAAAGCGCCACAAGAACCCGCCUCGCCGCGCACCGCCGAGGCGCGCGCCCAAGCCGCACGAUGCGUCCCAGCCCCCGACGGAUAAGCACGAGAAGGAAAAUAAGAUGGAUGGCAAGGACAGAGGCGCCGUGGCCGCCGCGGGCAGCAUGGCGGUGGUAAAGCGAUCGCACAACCCAUACGCCGACUUCCGGAGCUCGAUGGUGGAGAUGGUCGCCGGGCAGCGCAUCUGCGGCGCCGACGCGUUGAGCGAGCUCUUGGUGUGGUACCUGUCACUGAACUCGCCGCGCCACCACCCGGCCAUCCUCGCCGCCUUCGAGGACGUCUGGGACGCCGUGUUAGGCAGUGAGCCAUGAUCUUCAGCUUACGGUAGUGACUCGCGUCUUGCAUGCCUGUGAGAUGUGUAUAGCUUGUUUAUUUUAUUUCCGUACGAACCUUCUGUGUGACGAGGAGUUCAUUUGGUGUGGAUUCUGUCAGUUAGCAUUGGCACGUCUUGUUCACUUGAUCGAUGCAGUUCAAGCUUUA